Rotaria sp. Silwood2 is the source of this 2013-nucleotide messenger RNA. Lineage: Eukaryota; Metazoa; Rotifera; Eurotatoria; Philodinida; Philodinidae. The record is from the annotation of a GenBank genome assembly.
AUGUUACUCCAAGAUGGUAGUACAACUCAGUUAAUAGGUGGAUCAGCACCAAUGUAUACACAUCCUCCUUCUCCACCUAUAAUCGGUAUUCCUAGUAUAGAUCAUGCUCAGAAUUUAUCAUUCGGUAAUAAUCUUCCUCCACAAAUCGUUCAUAUGCCAAACAAUCAAGAAGUAACAUAUAAACAAAAUAUUAUAAUACGAUGGUUAAAACCACCAACACCUCCACCACCAGCACCAAUUAUAAUUCGAGAAAUUCAAUGUCAACCUGAAGUUCAACCACCAAUUAUUUGUCGUCAAGUACCUCCAUGUCCACCAACACCACCACCAAUUAUUGUCAGAGAGCAACCACCACCUUGUCCAUCACCUGGACAACCUAUAGUUAUUGAAAAUUGUGAACCACCUCCUUGUUUACCACGUCAAGUUAUUUUUGAACAAUGUCCACCUCCUCAACCAAAACCACAAACAAUAAUCUACGAAAAAUUUAUGCCGCAACCACAACCACAACCACAGCAAAUAAUAGUAAAACGUGAAAUUUGUCCACCACCAUCAGUAUGUACUACAUCACAACAAAGAGUUCCAUGUCAACGUGUAGUUCGAGAAAUAGUUCGACAAGUUCCACAACCAUGUACACCAGCUCAACCAGCUCUAGUUUGUACUUCACAACAAAGACAACAAAUUACUCCAGGACAAUCACAAGUUGUUCAACAAUUAGUACCCGUUUUUGCUACAAGACAACAUAUUGUUCAACCAAAAGGUGCAUUUGAUCGUUUUGUGUACAUUCAUGGUCAUACAUCAUCGAGUUCAUCAUGGACAAAAUGGUGUCGUCGUAUAUCAACAAAAUCUGGUUCAAUAAUAUUGUUAAUAUUACCAAUAAUAUGUAGUUUACCAAUAGCUAUAUGUAAUUCUCUUCAUGCACAUGUAUUACAUACAUCAUUAACAAAUAAAAUUUGUAUUGUACAAUAUACACAUGGAAUAUUAAUUGCUUUAUUAAUAUCAUUUUAUUUAUUACCAUUAGUAUUUUCAUUUUUUCUUCAUGGAAAAUUAAUUUAUUUUAUUCGUACAAGACAUAAUCAAUAUUAUUUAACAAAAACAGCAUAUUUAUUACCUAUGAAACGUAAUAAUACAAUAGAAACUCGUUUAAAACAACGUUCAAAUGAAGAUAAUAUUAAUUAUAAUCCUGAUUUUUUAUUACGACCAACAAAUUCAUAUAAUCGACGUCUUGUUACAAUAAAUACAGAAACAAUGGGUCCAAUAACAACAACAACAACAGCAAUAGCAGCUGCACAAUUAGCACGAUUAAAUCAAAAUAUAAAUAAUUCAUCAAAUUCAUCUCAAUCAAGUCGAUCAUCAGCAGCAACAGGUUCAACAACAAUAACACCACCAAUUGUUCUUUAUAAAAUAAAUUCUCAAGCAAAUGCAAAUGCAAAUCGUACUGUUUUAUUACUUGUUCUUUUAUUAUCAUUUUAUGUUUUUUGUUGGGCACCAUAUAGUAUAUAUACAUGGCAUCAUGCAUAUAAAUUAACACAAUCAUCAACAUUAAAUUCUAAAGAAAAUAAUUUAACAUUAUCAUUUGAUUUUAAUCAAACAAUAUCAACAUUAUUAACAAAUAAUCUUAAUUCUGAUUUACGUCGAAUUAUAUUUAUUAAUUAUUCAUUAUAUCUUUUAUCAAUGAUAUCAAUGUGUUUUAGUUUUAUAUUUUAUUUCUUACUUAAUAAACAAGCACGACGAGAAUUUGCACAUUUUAUGAGAUGUUUUUGUCCAUGGAUAAUUCAUAUACCAAAUAAAGAACAAAGACAACAAUUUCUAAGACAAGAACAAACAAGAUCAAGACAAUUAAAAUAUAGAAAACGAAUUCAAAAUCAAUAUCCUUAUAAAACUGAACGAAUAAAAAUAUCUCAACCAUCAUUAAUUAAUGAUCGAUAUAAUCAUAUAAAACGUGUGAAUUCUCCUCAAAAUGUAACACCAAAACGAACAGUACUUAAUUAUGGUUGUCAAAUUCAAUGUUGUCCAUAA